Messenger RNA from Coturnix japonica (Japanese quail), 8451 nucleotides. The record is from RefSeq and is a predicted model, not a curated record. NCBI's taxonomy places the organism in Eukaryota, Metazoa, Chordata, Aves, Galliformes, Phasianidae.
UAGAGCGAGGUGCAGGGCGGCUCUCCGGGCAGCCCCAUUGCCUGGUUCUUUCCUGUCCUCAUCCAGAAGGGCUCCCAGCAUUGCUUCUUUAUAUUUAUAGCUCCGUGUGUGUGUACAGGUUGUCAGUGAGCAGGGAGAGCUGCUACACAACAACUCUAUAGGGUGUGAAUAAUCUAUGACUCCAGACACGUCUGAGGUUCAUUAUGAAAAUGUAUGCAUGCUUAAGCCUUUAAAGAUAGCUAAUAGGGAGAGGACUGUGAGGAGGGAUUAAGGCAUCGGGAUGCUGAGCCGGAGGAGCAGGAGCUGGGGCUGCACUGUGGGGCCGUGUCCAUCGCUCUCAUUAAGUGCUGGUGAUGAGGGAUUGGGCUGUGGUGAUUCAGGCCCAGUGUGGUUUGGUUUGGGUUUGGGACCAGCUCAUCCAUUGGGAGUCCCUUGCAGCCAAGUGUGUUGAGAGGAGGGGGCAGGCACCAGCCUUGUCAGUGCUUUCCCAUCCUCCUUCCAAAUAGCAGUUGUUCCUUUCUACAGGAUGAGCCAUUCAUCAUCGGGAUGAUUUCUUUCUCUUGAAUAACACCCAAAUCCGGACCUGAACUGCCUCUUUAAAAAUGGAAUUAAGGCUGAUGUGAAUAUUUCCUCUGGCUCUUCUUACCGGGACUUGCACCUCCAGACUUUGAUAGCUUACAUAAUUUCCUGUGAUGGAGAUGUACUUCAUCUAAUUUCACUUUGAAAUACAUUGAUUAAAUCAGAACUGCUGGGAGAUUUAAACUGAGCCUCUGUGGCCUGAACUUAACUGUGGGAGGUUUACCUACCUUUAUCCUUCAACAUUAAUUUGGUUUUGUGAGGAUUCUUCACGAAAUGAGGUUCUGGCUGGCAUGGAGUUGCUGCUGCUCUCUGGUUUUAUCAAUUCCUCUCUCCAGCCUUAGCAACCCACAAUGAAGCCUCCCUGUGGCAUAGAACUGUGGGCUUGGGUGCUGCUGGUGCUCCAGCUGUGGGGCUGUGCUGCCUUGUGCUUUCCCUGAUCUGGGAUAUGGGGCUGGAGCUCCCCCCAUAAGCAGGAACCCCCCUGCUCUCUCCUAUCUUUGCUUUCCAAGCUUCAGCCCCAGGAUGUGACCCCAAGCACAGGAGGAUGCGGCGCUUCCUCGAGUGAUUCAGCCAUUCUGGUACCAAGCAAUGGCAAUAAAAGAAGCAGACAUCAGGCUUGGCAGGAGAUGGAUGCUCAGUUGCAUGGAAAUCAGCACCUCCAGGCACUGCCUGCCCAAGAGCACGGCCCUGCGCUCUGCUGGCUGCGGGGGAGAGAAAGUGCAUGGACUUCAGCUGGGAGAAGCAUGAAAAUGAAGCUCAUUGCUCAAGGAAGGCUUCAUCCUCAGCUCUGAUGCGAGGAGAGGCAGAGCCCAUGCUGUGAGUUUGCUGCUGGCUCGGGUCGGGAUGAGGCAGGCAGCACUGAGCAUGGCAAAGCUUUCCUUCUGAGUGGAUGGAACGUUGCAAAUCCCGCAGCGCUCCGGGUUCACUUCUCAACAUAAAGACUGAGUAAAAGCUGCCUCGAGAAUAACAUGUAGUCAGAGAGUGGGAACAUGUUUCUUGCAAGAGAAACACAAGCGUGGACCUUGGAGACGGAGCAACCAGAGCUUGUCAGUGCGCACAUGCCCUAAUGUGGGAGCAGCCAGGGGAGCCACUGUGUGCAUGACCCAGAGCAUUGCAAGCAGCCGUGCUCCUUGCGGUGUGCUUUGCAGAGCACUGGUGCAGUCUCUCCCCAUCAUUCUGGCUCUCCAUCCGUCCUGCAGCACCCUGGGACGCUCAGGAGGAUAUCUCCUUGAUAAACGCUCCAGCGGUGCUUUACGGCCCUAUAAAUAGGGAAUGUGAAUCGCAUAAUGGUGGCAUCCUGGCUGUACAUAAAGCCAUUGUGGCUCCGUGUGGGAGAGCUGAUGGAUUGCUGCUCACAAGACAACACUUACGGCUCUCGAGAGCUAACAGUGCUAAUUUAUGUUGUCAGCGGAACUCGCAGCGCUGGGAUGGCAGAAGGGGCUGGGGGGAUCCCCAGGGCUUGUCACUGCGUUGGGCUGUCCCUGCAUGGCUGCCUCCAGGGACCUGGCCUUCUAAUUGCCACCAUCCAUACGUGACCCCGGCUGCGCUCCUGUGCUGCGAUAGCAUCUCCCUGCCUCGUCUGCGGGACUGAAGUAAUGAAGCGGUAGUUAAUUGACAUGGAUUAGGACAUCCACUUAAGUACCCAAUGAGACAGCGGUGAUUGAUGCUGGCUACGUUCCCACCCCCACCUUGGACAUCACCGGGCUCUGCUUUUUCCCUGCAGAAGCCCAAAGCUUUGGGAGCAGCUCUGCAUGCCCUGAGCUCCAGCUGAGCCUGGAGUGGCUUUGCAUUAAAGAAAAGAAGCAGUGCAAUCUCAGAUGUUGGCAUGCAUCAUCUUCCAAAGAGCUCCUGAGAAGAAUAAACUCGUUUUCUACAAGUAGUUGCCUUUCAUAGGUUUUUCUUAUUAAGUUUUCCUUGAGAAGAUUGAACAUAUUAUUCAUCAUUUUGUUUCUUGCUUUUCUAAGAGGCUCUCUACCCUUUUUUGCAUCCUCUCAAGUGAAAUAUUCAGAAUUUCCUCUGCCAAAGUGGCACAUUCACUGGCAAAAUCAACGUUGCUCAUUGUGAUGGAUGAAGACAGAACCGUUUGUUCCAGGAGCUGUGCACGGGGUGUGCUGUGCAGGAUGGGUUCCCUGCAGCCCUGUAGGAAGGGAUGCAAUCCCAGCCCCCUCCUUGCACCAUCUCUAUGCACACCAUUGGCACACGGACACAGUGCUGGCACCCAGCUCAGUCUGCUGCACUGCACGCUUCUAAUUAAUCCUUUCUGUCUUCAGGUCAGGUUGCCCGCUAGGAAGCCAUGCUUGGAUGUUGAUAGCCAUGUUCCACCUCGCCAUGGACCUUGCCAGCUGCGAGCCCGCUGGGACCCGUCUCUCACCACGGUCGGCACAGCGGCACAGACUGCCCCGUGGUGUGCUGUGGAGCACAGGGGGCAGCGAGGAGCCCCGCCGCCCCAGCCCCCCUUGGCCCUGUGCCCCCCGUGCCCGUCGCCCACCCCCUGUCCCCCUGCCCCGCGCCCGGCGACAGCUACGGGGCCGUGGCUUUGCCCCACGUGAUGGACGGCCCACGGCGCUGCCCGAGGUCAUCGUUUGGGGCCCCACGGGUGAGGAGGACUCCCUGGAGAGCAGCACGCUGCCCAGCAUCUUCACCACCGCCGCCACCACCACCACCACCACCACCACCGCCGCCACCACCACCGCCACCACCGUUGCCACUGCUCCAACCCCCAGCAGCACAGCUCCCACGCCUGGCAUCGAGGAGCCUCGCGGCCGUCCCAGCACCUCUGAGCCAGCUGCCGGCCACAGCAGCGGUGGAAAGGACGCACGUCCACCCCGUGGCCUGGGGGACACAGCAGGUCUGGCGGUCCAUCAGAUCAUCACUAUUACCGUGUCCCUCAUCAUGGUCAUAGCUGCUCUGAUAACAACUCUUGUCUUAAAAAACUGCUGUGCGCAAAGCGGGGCCGCACGGCGCAACGGCCACCAACGUAAAAUCACGCAGCAGGAGGAGAGCUGCCAGAACCUGACCGACUUCACCCCCGCCCGCGUGCCCAGCAGCCUGGACAUCUUCACAGCCUACAACGAAACGCUGCAGUGCUCCCAUGAGUGUGUCAGGACGCCGGUGCCCGUGUACACGGAGGAGGCAUUGCACUCGCCUGGAGAUUACAAAGCAACCUUCAAUGGAAACAGACCCUCUUCUUCUGAUCGGCAUCUUAUUCCUGUGGCCUUUGUGUCUGAGAAAUGGUUUGAAAUCUCCUGCUGACUGGCCGAAGCCUGUUUUACUUCCCGGGCAGGGCAGACGCCGUCUGGCUGUUUCCUGGAUUCCAUUGGUGAACCUGUAAAAAAAAACAAAACAAUUAAACAAUAAUGGGUUACCUGUACCUACCAUUUCUGUUUACCAGUAGGAGACUCAAAGAGCAGCGUUCUAUGGGCCAAAUAUAUUUUUAUACAGAUGAACACGCCUGUAGGUAACUGCGUUUUUCAAUGAGAGCAUUUGGGGUUUUUUUGGUUUGGAGAAGAGAAAACGAAUCCCACGAAGGAAGAGGGAAACCGAGAAGAGCUGGAAGGAGCAGGACUGAGCAGCUGGAGCCUGGGAUACGGACUACGAUUCUGAACCUGUGCCAAUAAUACCAUUAUGUGCCAUGUACUGAUGCAAAAGACUUCGUGAGAAGCAGAAGCUAAGUCAGUAACACGCAGAAAUGCUACCGAGGACGGGGGGGGGGCGUCUCUUCCAAUGGGGUCUCAUGGAUUCCGGUCCACAUACAUACAUACAUACGAUAUAUAUACAGAGAAAAUAUAUACACACACAGAAACACUUUUUUUGUACUGUAGCAAUUUUUGGAGAUCUUAAAUACUCAUUUUUAAAGAAAACGUCACGGGCUAAAAGUCUGAUUUCUUUAACAUGCAUAAUACGACCUAGUUAAAGCGAUGUUUUCUACUUGGGCAGCUUGCCUUUCAAACCUAGAUGUGUAUAUAUAGAUAGACAUAUACAUAUAUAUAUGUGUGUGUGUAUGUAUAAGCAUAUAUAUGUAUGUAUACAUAGAUAGAUAGUUCUAUUUUUCAUUCUGGAGAUGCGUUUCCAGCUGUGGGUGCUCGCGCCGUGCAGCCCCGAUGUGACGGGCUUGGAGAGCUUUGAAAGAGGGUCUGGAGCAAGAGCAGGAUGGAAAAGGGGUUUUUCAGCUGUUUGCAGCCUGAGCGUUGUGGGGGUGGCACCCUCAGGGGACAAAGUCGGGGUCCAGAGGGGUCUGCUGGCGUCCCAUCGUGAGAUGCUUCCUGCUGUGCUGCUUCAGUGCGUGAAGGGCAGCAGAGUUCAGAUCAAAGUCCUCCGGUUCUUUUUGUAACCUGCCCUCCUGAGUGUCUGAACGGCUUUGUGGAGUUAUCCAGAUCCACGUUCCGAUCAUCUGCUCAAUCCUCAGCUCCAUUUCUUUAUUCUCAGUGUGUCUUUCCAAGAAAAGGCCUUUCUGGCACUGCCCAUCGCCAUGCAUGCAGCUGCUUCAUUCCAUAGCCUUCUCUGUCCUUUUCUGAUGGGGUUCUGUAGCCUGGAGCCUUUUCCCCCAUCUUAUGGGAGCUGCCCCACGUAGAAGUCUUCCGUGCCAGAGGUGGAUGUGAACUGAUCAUGCCUGGGAGCACCAGCAGCAUUCCCUAUGGCCCUGGGGCAGCUGAGCAGCCUGCAGAGCUGGGCACAGGGUUAUGAUGGGUCUGGAGGGUUUUAUUCCAUAGAGCUGGUUCCUUUUGCAGCAGGCUCCCUGCCCCAGGCCUUUGUGUGUUGCUGAUGUGAGCGGUGCAGCCUGUGCUAAUGAUUGUCACUAUCACAAUGCUUCAGUUUUCCUUCUUUGUCUCACUUCUCUGGCUCCGAUCCACUCCAGCUCUGCCAUCGUGUUGUGCUUUACCCAUUGAUCCUUCUAUUUAUUUGUAUCUGCUGGCUGCACCGAGUCCUUCCCGUGGGUAUUCAGUGUAAUCUUGAUAGCAGUUUGACAUCAUGAGAUAUAUCUGAGUCCCUCAUUCCUGGCACCGGGAGCAUCGUGGAGGGCUCCUUCUCUUAGGGAGCUGCUACCUGGAGCUUGGUCAGGUUGAGCCACUGGGAAGGGGAUGUGUCUGCGUGCCUGUAUGUCAGGGAGCACAGUCAGACAGCUCCAACCCCAGGCAGGGCUCCAUUGCCACGAGCUUCCCCUGCUCUGCAGAAGGACAUGGCCUGGCCACCCCAAGGCUGCUCAGCACGGAGCCAGGAGACAAACGUAGAUGCACAAUCUUCCCUUAUUUAUAAGGACCAACAGCACUUGCACUUUAUCAGAGAAAUCCUCACAUCCCUAUGCAUGCCAAGCACACCAAGAAAAGGAACAACUGCCAGUAGGAAAGAAAGGAAAGGAGGGAGGAGCAGAGAUGCGAAUGUGGUGGUUCACCAGGCAGGACUCAGCAUCCUGGUGCUGUCGUUUCUUUCAUUCCCUGCUAUUGAUGAGAACCAAAAAAAAAACCCAACCAAAAAAAACAUGAGACGAAAACAUGGAGCUGUGUGUUCCCAGGGAAGUGGUGGAGUCUCCAUCCCUGGAGAGGCUCAAGAAAUACAGAGAUGUGGCACUUGAGGACGUGGUUUAGUGGCGUGGUAGCGGUGGGUUGGGGUUGGACUUGAGGAUCUUAGAGGUCUUUUCCAACCUGGAUGAUUCUUUGAUUGUAUGAUUCUGUGUUAGUGGAAUGGACCUGUUGGGGAGCCUUAUUGCAUGGGGGAAGAGCAAGAAGUGCAGUGUUUGCAGGCGCCUUCUGAUGAGCUGUGGCUGCCCCAUCCCACUGCUAUCUGCUGCAGCAACAGAUGACUGCUCUGCAUGGAUGCCUUCAGCCCUUUGCAGACAGCAGCUCGGCUCUGAGCUGGUGGUCAUUGCUCCAAGUUCCACUGAUGUGAGCCAGCCCAAAGCUCAUUCAUCAAUAACUGGGAGGCUCUGCAGAUGCUGCUGCUGCCGCUGAGUGCUUGGAUGUGCUGGAACUGCUUGCCCGAGCAGCAGGGCUGGCUGCUUUGCAAGGACAUGUGCACAUUUGGAGAAUUAGGCCUUGAGAAAGGGUUUUUUUCUUUUGUCAUUCAGCAGCUGAGCCUGCUUUCCAGCCAAACAGCAGUGCACAGGCAGUGGGAAGCACUGUGCCUUUCCAUGCUGGGCGGUCAGAGCGCCGGGGCCAUGCCAUGCUGUCAAGUUGUGCUUGGUGCAAGCAAGCUGGCAGCUCAGAGGAAGAGUUGGGAUGUUUGCUCUGCCAUAAGCUUCCAGCCAACCUCUUUUCAGUUCAUACUAUGGCUUUCUUACUCCUUUAGUGGUUCUCAAGAAAUACAUCCCAGCUGCCAGGUCCCCAGAUGCGUAGCGGUGCAUUUGUGUUUCACUGUGGCUCUGUCCCAUUGCAGGUAAUGGGAACGAGCCCCUUCCCAAUGCUCCCUGGGGGUUGAGGGGCUGGGUACCCAGGUGGCUGCCCAUAUCUCAACACCCAAUGGUUUACCUUCCUUCUGUCUUCCCAGCGAGAGAAAUGGGCAUCCCACUGCAGGUUUUCAUGGGAGCACCACUGGGAAGGAGCGCUCCCACAGCAUCCUUGUGACUCAAAUUCAUUUCCAGCGUAGGUAGGAAUGUGGAGUAGUGACAGCAGAGCAGGCGUAACGAUGACAAGAGCGCCGCAGAGAUGGAUUUCAGGUUACCUCUUCUCCAUUGGCAGCUUGUUACAAAGGAAAGGUAAUACAGCUAAAAUGGUAGUUAAAUAGUAGAUAUUCUACACAUAUUAUAUAUUUUGUAAAAAAAAAAGAAAAUAGAAUAAAAAUAUAUAUAUAAUAACUCAGCCCACCCGUUCCCGGAUGACUGCGGUUGGAGUUUUUUCAUUCAACCAGCUGUAAAAUGUGUACGUGAGUUUCUCAAAACCAGCAAGAAAUCCCCUCUCCAUCUCAGACAGCUGUGGGUCCGUUUGGGCCUGCGGGGCUCACCCAGCGCUUCUCACUCAUUUUUAAGGAUGAUCCUCAGCAUUUUUGUAGGGUACAUUUUUAAACGGCGCCACGAGUGGAGAUAUUUACCUGGAGACAAAGCAUACGUUGCACAACAAAAAAUGUACACUAAGGGCACAGAUUUCUGACCCAGAUUCUUCUAUUUUAGGUUCCGAGGGGUUUAUUUUUCUGUUCGAUAGGACAUGUACAGUGAAGUUUACAGUUUAUUUUGCCAAAAAAAACCCAACAACCACGUUUUCUAACAUGAGACAGCUUUUACUUUGUAACCGGUUUUACAUCAUGGAGUACUUUUCUUUCUGUUUUUUUUCUCUUUUUUGUUUGUUUUCUGGGAAAAUUCUGUAACGUGAGGCAUCGAUGCGUGGCGGUACAUCACGGGGACACGGCCUGGGGCACACAGCCCAGCACUGCUUAUGUGCACAGAGGCUGCGGUUGAUGGAAGGAAAGAUGGACAGAUAGGCAGAUAGACAGGCAGACAGACAGACAGAUGGACCAGCGGACAGACAGGCAGACAUACGGACAGAUAGGCAAACAGAUGGACUGGUGGGCAGACAGAUGGACUGAUGGACAGACAGAUGGACUGAUGGACAGACAGGCGGACAAACAGGUGGACAGAUAGGAAGACAGGUGGACAGACGGACCACUGGAUGGGUGGACAGACAGGCUGACAGAUGGACAGGCUGGGCAUGGCAGUCCCAUGGCACUGGGCAGCCCUGGCACUCUGUGUACCCGGGGCCGGGCUGCCCUCAGCCAGCUGUGGUUCCACACAGGUGAAUAUUUUAUUCUGGAGUGCUUUUCUUUUUUAAUUUGUCUCUGUACUUCAAAGCUGUGUAUUUGGAAGCACUGUAAAUGCGACCCUAUACCGAUUUCCCUGUGUAUAUUUAGUACUCUGAUGUUGCUAUUAAAACUGAUAUGAGAACCGUG